Engraulis encrasicolus (European anchovy) is the source of this 3482-nucleotide messenger RNA. Its product is annotated as S-adenosylmethionine synthase-like. The record is from RefSeq and is a predicted model, not a curated record. Gene Ontology annotation, cellular component: cytosol. NCBI's taxonomy places the organism in Eukaryota, Metazoa, Chordata, Actinopteri, Clupeiformes, Engraulidae. Gene Ontology annotation, molecular function: methionine adenosyltransferase activity; ATP binding. The coding region runs from base 126 to 1310 and encodes 394 amino acids. Gene Ontology annotation, biological process: S-adenosylmethionine biosynthetic process. The transcript has 10 exons.
UGUGUGUGUCCUGUCCACAUUUUUUGUGAGUGUGUGUGUUUUCUUUGGGCCUUAUAUAACAGUGGGUUGUGGACCGAGAUGAUUAGACUGCAUUUCAAGUGUGAAAGUCAACAAACGGUGCAGUGAUGAACGGACUAGUGAAUGACAUCAACAACGCCGACUAUGUUGGGGACUUCAUGUUCACGUCGGAGUCCGUGGGAGAGGGACACCCUGAUAAGAUCUGUGACCAGAUCAGUGAUGCAGUGCUGGACGCUCAUCUGAAACAGGACCCAGAUGCCAAGGUGGCCUGCGAGACCGUGUGUAAAACAGGCAUGGUCCUCCUCUGUGGAGAGAUCACCUCACGUGCCAACGUAGACUACCAGAAGGUCGUCAGAGACACCAUCAAACACAUCGGCUACGACGACUCCGACAAAGGCUUUGACUACAAGACCUGCAAUGUGCUGGUGGCCCUGGAGCAGCAGUCUCCUGACAUCGCCCAGGGAGUCCACAUCGACCGCCACGAGGAGGACAUCGGAGCAGGAGACCAGGGUCUGAUGUUCGGCUAUGCCACCGAUGAGACAGAGGAGUGCAUGCCCCUCACCAUCGUGCUUGCCCACAAGCUCAACGCCAAGAUGGCCGAACUGCGACGCAACGGCACCGUGCCCUGGCUCCGCCCCGACUCCAAGACUCAGGUGACGGUGCACUACACGCAGCUGCACGGUGCCCUGAUCCCGAAGCGCGUGCACACGGUGGUGAUCUCGGUGCAGCACGACGACUACAUCUCGCUGGAGGAGCAGAAGGAGAUACUGAAGGAGCAGGUCAUCAAGGCCGUGGUGCCCGACAAGUACCUGGACGAGAACACCAUCUACCACCUGCAGCCCAGCGGGAGGUUCGUCAUCGGAGGACCACAGGGUGACGCGGGUGUGACGGGCCGUAAGAUCAUCGUGGACACCUAUGGAGGGUGGGGAGCUCACGGAGGAGGUGCCUUCUCUGGCAAGGACUUCAGCAAGGUGGACCGCUCAGCAGCCUACGCAGCCAGAUGGGUGGCCAAGUCACUCGUGAAGGCCCAGCUCUGCAAGAGAGUCCUGGUCCAGGUGUCCUAUGCCAUUGGUGUGGCCCAUCCCCUCUCCGUCUCCCUCUUCACAUACGGCUCCUCCCAGAAGUCAGAGAAGGAACUGCUGCAGAUCGUCAAGAGGAACUUUGACCUCCGGCCUGGGGUCAUCGUCAGGGACCUGGAUCUGAAGAGGCCCAUCUACCAGAAGACAGCCUCCUAUGGUCACUUUGGGCGCAAGGAGUUCCCCUGGGAAGUGCCCAAGAACCUCAACUUCUAAUCACCAGGAGCCAGGGAUACAGAUCCGGUGUGUGUGCGUGUGCGUGUGCGUGUGUGUGUGUGUGUGUGUGUGUGUGUGUGUGUGUGUGUGUGUGUGUGAGUGUGUGUGUGAGGAGUAAUGGGUGUUGCAGGGGAGUAAUGUGUGUUUGGCUAAAAAUCCCAGUUUAUAAAAAGGGAUUUACACCGAGUGUGUGUGUGUGUGUGUGUGUGUGUGUGUGCGUGUGUGUGCCUUGGCAGGGGGUGGUGGGUGUGGGGGGUGUUCUUGUAUGUUUCUAGGAAGAGAGGGUGUGUGUGUGUGUGAGUGAAAGUGUUUUAUGGCUGCGUCGUCCUUCCCUUGAAAAAUAAUCCCUCAAAUAUGUUGGUCACAAGACGCAAGUGGGCGAGAAGACACCAGUGAUAUAUAGUCUUCGGCAACGCCCUUCCCCAAAUAUACACACCGCUCACACACAUGUAUGCUGCACACACACACACACACACACACACACACGGACACGGACACACACACACACACACACACACACACACACACACACACACACACACACACACACACACACACACACACACACACACACACACACACACACACACACACAUACACACACACACACAUUUGGUACUUUUUGAUGCAGCUCCUAGUUACAAUGGAAUGACCAAACACUGCAAACACUGAACCAAACCACUCUCAGAUGCCCCUCUCUCUCUCAGGCUGUUUUAGACUGGCCAGUUCCACUGCGAAUCAAAGUGCUAUCGUUGACCGACCUGCGUUCAUACCGUUUGUUUAUUCUACCGACCGUGACUCGAAUGAGCCUGCUGACUGACAUCUACUUUGUCAUCACAGUUUACGAAGAAAGAAGUAGUUGCCUUGGGUUCAAACAACUUAAAUCACGGGUGGGAAACCUUUUUAAUUCAAGGGGCCACUUCAAAUUUUAUAAAGUCCUCCCUCCCAAGGGCUGUAGCAGAGAUUCUUUAAGUAUAGAGAUAUGCCAACAUAAUAGGUUUCUAUGGGCACCUAACAUGACCAGGUUCCGGUCUGCCUAAAGGGGCGUGUCAUAAUGCUCUUAGCAUUGAAUAGAACACUCCUCAGGUCUGCCUAAAGGGGGAUUUCCCCCCCAAUAAUAGAACCCGGAAACAAUGGGCCAAUGGAACCUCUCUCUCUCUACUCUCUCUGGCUGUAGUAUGAACAAACAAGCAGGAUUUUCCCCCUCCACAUAUUGAAGGCGGACUCCUUUACAACAGACUGCAAUUUCACUUCAUUUGACUAAAUUGCAUUUACAUUGCAAAUGUAAUUUCUACCAUUUCUUAAAAAAAAAAAAACAUGUCAUAUUUCAUGUGAAAUUGCAUAACAUUAAAAUGAUGUUGGGGCGGAUAAGACGGCCUCCAGGGCUGUAGAGGGCGCUAGAAACAUAGGUGCCCCACCCCCUGAAGUAAAGGGUAAUAAGCAUAGGACAGCAGUUCAAAGUUCCAUGCACAGCUCCUAGGUGCUGGUAGAUGCAGGAAUGUUCCAUACUUCAAAAGAAAGAAGUCUACCGCACACUUUCUUGACUGUAUGCUCGUUUUAUUAGAGCGAACAAGGCGUUUCGCCUCAGUGCGUCACCUGAGCGAGCCUGAUGACGCACGAAACGCGAAACGCGUUGUUCGCUCUAAUAAAACGAGCAUAAAGUCAAGAAAGUGUGCGGUAGACUUCUUUCUUUUGAAGCAUAGGACAGCAUUGGACAUAAACAGUUCAUAAUGCACAGGAGCUGUUAUUGACCUUGUGUGUUACCUUAUGUCAGGAUGUCUUUGUGAUGUUCUAUGGCAAUCUUAAAGGGAGUGUUAUUUUGCCGUUGCAGACCUGGCUGGUUUUUUUUAUUAUUCUUUUAGGUUCACAUAGUACUUGAUACAAACAAGCAAAACAUUUCACAUCAUUUUCAACAGUUCUCAAAGACAGAAUAUACUGUAGCUUGGACUGAACGUAAUUAUGAUAAUAAUCAAUGGUAACGCGCAUUUUAAUUUCACAAUCAUCUUUUCUGAACCUAAUGGGUAUUAUGCUGAUUUGUUUUUCACUUAUUUCUGCUUCUGAUUUCUUUUUUUGGUAAUCUCUGACAAUACAGUGAAGUGAGGCAACUUGUUUAAUGACACAAACUUAAUGUAAAUAGUGUUUUUUGAAAACAUUUUAUUAAAGAAACUUUAC